AUGUCAAAAUUCUUUGCAAACAUUACAGAACUCCCACCUGACCCACUUUUCGGUUUAAAGGCAAGAUACGGUGCGGAUACUCGUUCCGAUAAAGUUGAUUUGGGAAUUGGUGCCUAUAGAGAUAAUAACGGUAAACCAUGGAUCUUACCAGCUGUUAAACUUGCUGAAAAGAAGUUGGUAGCAUUGCCUGAUUACAACCACGAGUACCUUAACAUUUCUGGUUAUCAACCAUUUUUAACUGAGGCUGCCAAGGUAAUUCUCGGAAAUGAUUCUAGAGCAAUUUCUGAAGGUAGAGUUGUUUCUCAACAAUCAUUAUCAGGUACUGGAGCUCUUCAUUUAGCCGGGAAGUUUCUCAAGGAAUCCUACACUGGUUCAGAUGUUACCCCAACUGUUUACUUGUCCAAGCCAACAUGGGGUAACCAUGUACAAAUUUUUGAAUCAAUUGGGUUUAAAGUAGCCUUUUACCCAUACUGGAACAAUGCCACUAAGGAACUUGACAUUGAAGGAUACCUUGAAACUAUUCGUAAUGCUCCUCUGGGAAGUAUUUUCGUUCUUCAUGCUUGUGCACAUAACCCAACUGGUUUGGACCCCACUGUUGACCAAUGGAAGAAGAUACUUUAUGAAAUUUCUAAAAAAAAUCAUUUACCACUCUUUGACUCUGCAUACCAAGGAUUUGCCAGUGGUAACUUGGAUAAAGAUAACUUUGCUGUCAGAUUGGCCAUUGAUGAUAAUUCUAUCAAGGCUCCUAUAGUGAUUUGUCAAUCAUUUGCCAAGAAUGUGGGUAUGUACGGUGAAAGAGUUGGUGCAGUCCACGUUAUUGUUCAAGAAAAGGAACAAUCUUUGAACAAUGCCAUUAAAUCUCAAUUAAACAAAUUGACAAGAUCAGAAAUUUCUAAUCCUCCAGCUUAUGGUGCUAAAGUUGUGGCAACUAUCUUGACUGAUUCGGCCUUAAGAGCACAAUGGGAAGAAGAUCUUGUAACCAUGAGUUCUAGAAUCAACAAGAUGAGAAAUAAGUUGAGAGAAUUACUUAUUUCAUAUAACACUCCUGGUAACUGGGACCAUAUUGUGAGUCAAACUGGUAUGUUUUCAUUCACAGGAUUAACCCCAGAAAUGGUUGCAAGAUUAGAAAAGACACAUGGAGUUUACCUUGUGAGCUCUGGAAGAGCUUCCGUUGCAGGAUUGAAUGAUCAUAACGUUGAUAAGGUGGCAAAGGCAUUUGAUGAAGUGGUUAGAUUUUCUUCAAAAUCAAAAUUUUAA
[Candida] anglica is the source of this 1257-nucleotide messenger RNA. The record is from the annotation of a GenBank genome assembly. NCBI's taxonomy places the organism in Eukaryota, Fungi, Ascomycota, Pichiomycetes, Serinales, Debaryomycetaceae.